AUGACUGGAGCGCCGCCUACAUGUCAAAUCGAAAUACGUCACCAAGCUCUCGUUCUCAAACAACGCCUAGCGUGGACAAGUUCUGCACGCCUUCUUCAACAUCAGCAGCACAACCUCCUCAUCGAACGAAUCCGCGAGGUCUGUGACAAUCAAGUUCUAACGGGCUAUCAAAAGCACCAAGUCAUUAUUCAAAUGCAGGAGAUACGGAGGGAGCUGAAGCGUAGAAAUGUCUCCGAUGACGAUAUCUUCGCGUGCGAUGUGAGUUUUUCGGGGGAUUCAGCGCCCCCUCUUGCACUAACAGCAGGAAGUUCAGCAGAGGGCGUCGAAACCUCGACCUCGCAGGAUCGGGUGACAUGGUUUGCGAAGAUAUCCCGCGAGGGGGCUGAAGCAGCACUCGCUGACAAACCCACCGGCACUUUCCUCAUCAGACCCUCCGCUAUUUUAAAUCAAUUCGCUCUCUCCAUUAAGGCCGGGGAAAGUGUUCACCAUUGUCUAGUAAUCAGUAAUGAGGUGGACGGUUCUCCGCGUUUCGGGUUCAGCAAAAAAUCUCUCGUUUUUGACUCCUUGGAGGACCUGGUUGACCACUAUCGUAUGAACAGUCUUGUUCAACUUAACGCCCUGCUUGACACACCCCUCGUUUAUCCGGCCUUUCUCCCAACCGCAACUCAACAAAAUCAACCCACCAAAUCAACAAAAUGA
Messenger RNA from Rodentolepis nana, 699 nucleotides. NCBI's taxonomy places the organism in Eukaryota, Metazoa, Platyhelminthes, Cestoda, Cyclophyllidea, Hymenolepididae. The record is from the annotation of a GenBank genome assembly.